Messenger RNA from Neoarius graeffei (lesser salmon catfish), 4263 nucleotides. RefSeq names its product zinc finger, DBF-type containing 2 (gene zdbf2). The record is from RefSeq and is a predicted model, not a curated record. The coding region runs from base 1523 to 3877 and encodes 784 amino acids. The transcript is spliced from 5 exons. Gene Ontology annotation, molecular function: zinc ion binding; nucleic acid binding. Lineage: Eukaryota; Metazoa; Chordata; Actinopteri; Siluriformes; Ariidae.
CUGUCCUGUUGUCUUGUCUCUGUAGUGAUUUUGUUUCUCGUCUCUGGUUGAGUAGCUCAGCCUGUGUAUUACUGGGUGGUACUUAAAACCAAGCUGGAUGUUUCAGCAGGGUGUGAAGCUGUUUACUGGAUUUGGUUUUUAUACAGUAAGCUGUAGCACCAAUAUUUCGAAAUGAGCUUUGAGUAAUGGUGGGGUUUUCUUCAUGCUGUACUCAAUCACUUGAUGGUUAGUAAACAGAGGGACUCCUUGAUCUACUCAGUCCUCCGAGGGCCUAGAAGUAAAAUGGCGUGUUUUUAAGAGGAUGGUAAAUCAGUGUAGCUCUUCUCUUCAGGACACGUGUGAACAGUAUAAAAGUUUUCCGUUAUUAAAAUCCGGGCUGUAAGGGAAACAGGGCGGGUUCCCGCGCUUUCAAAUGACGUCACGCCCCGGAAAGAGCCGCACCAAAUACGGAUGUCGAGGGGAUCUGAAAGUAGCAUUUUUCAAUCAGGUGAAAGCAAGUACAGAACUCCACUUUAUUUUCACAACUAAUUUUUUUUUCCAUAUGCAGUUAAAUAAGUCAUGUCAGUUAUUGUUCUGGCCGUAUGUCAAAUUCACAAAAUGAAUAAAUCGCUUGACCUGUCGUCGUGCUACAUGCUAGUAGCUAACAUGGCUGAAACAUCUCUAUGCUUAGCCCCAUAUAUUUUUUCAAAUUACUUUUAAAAAAAAAAGUAAACAUUUUGGAAAAAAUAUUUAGUUGCUGUAACCGUAGUUGAAUGUGUUUAGGAAAACGUCCAGUUACCGAGACUUGUCGUCUUAGUUGAUGCUAGCUGAAACGUGGCUGUGUCACAAAUUACUUCACUCUGCCUAUUUAAGUGCGUGUAGUAGUAGGGAUGUGUAAAUGACUAGUGCACCCUAUAUAGUGCACUAUAAAGGUAUUUGGCCGCAAGUGCAUGCAGGCUAAGGUUAACUGGCUAACCGAGCCAACUUGGCUUUUCUUUUUGUGUGUUUAUGAUAAACAAGUUGGCCAGCAUCAUAGUAAAUUUAUAAUAAAGCUCAUAAUUUUCAAAACAAUGGGAAUCUUUUGGGAAGUAAGCCUAUCUGUACGUUUCGGGGUGAGUUGACUCAAAAAAGUACUGAGUCUAAUAAAGCUUUAUGUGGAUUAAUUUGAAGUUUUUUGGAGAAAUGUGAAAAGCCGAAAAUGUUCCAAUGUUUCCUUACUCUGUCUUUUUGUGUGUUGCUUCAUUUUAGAUGCUACCUUUAAGUUAUCUCACGGGGUACCUUGAGAUCUUGUGUGUGCAGUUAUGUGAUUUGAAGUCCCUGUAAAGUUCACCACCUCUCCUCCUGAGAUGCAGAUAGGGAGCAAACCAACAGGGCCAGCAGCUUGGAACAACCUGUCGCUGGUCCCUCAAAUCCCUCACAGCGACAAGGCUACUGCAGCUACUGUCAGGUCGUAUAUAACAGCGUAGAGCAGCACAUCCAGAGCACCAGGCACAGAGAAGUGGUGGUACGAACAGCGAGGAUAAACGUGUCCUCUGGAAGCCUGAUGGAGAGAUUCCUCCAGGAUGUGCUUCAUUACCAUCCUCAUGGCUACAAUGACACACGUCCUACCCAUGCUGAGUUACCUUUCCUGAGUACAUUACCCAUUCCAAGAGAAGUAUUAUCAGAGGUGUACUGUAGAUCAGAGGACGAUGGGCUCUCUGUUGGGACCAGAGAGGAAAUGCUCAGCUCUGAAGAAUCCUGUCAGAUGGUGCAAGCUGAACCCACUACCACUUGUAGUAUGAGUCAAGAACAAGCAAGCACUUCUGUUACUGUGCCAUUGGCUAUAGCGAUAGAAACAAGUGUACAAACUGGCCUUAAAACUGUAAAAAUGAAAGUUGAACCCCCAAUCCCUGAAAGGUAUUCUCCAACACAGGGGUUCUUACAUAGGACUAGUAGCGAGUCUGAUCUAGACAAACAACACACAUCAAAACUGUUGACACAAACAGUAACUUCACAAAUCCAACAGCCUUGUAGCUCACAGACUCCCGGAUCCCCAAAGUUUCAGCACAGGAAAGCACGCAGAAAAACGAACAGGCAGAGAGAAGACAAUGAUUCAAGCCCCGGCACCACUACAUCACCAUUCACAAAGUGCAUUACCUCAAAAGCCCAGCAUGGGCAAUUGCAGCUAGCUACAACUGCCAUGCUACCACUCUGGAAGGGGCCACACAGGGUACAGUCGUUCAGUGAAAAGUCAGACCAAAUAUGUGAAGUAAUUGAAGAGGUUAUUGAGAGGUACUGCUAUGGCCACAGUCCUAAACCCAACCAGGAGGACGAAAGUGUGAUCCACCUGAGCUUUCAAUCCAGUGAGUCUAAAGGCAGUGAUGAAUGGGACAACACCUUUCAGGAAGCUUUGCAAAAAAACAUAACUGAGGAUCAACGUCUCGCAUGCCUUACGCAAGUACAUAUAAACCUUGAGGACCAAGGGUACAAAGCCCAGCUGGACACAGCACUGAAUACUGUGUUAGAAAGUGAAAAGAUGGAGCCUGGGGAAGCUAACGAGAACAAGACUGAAGAGAUCAUUCCAGAUCUUCCUCACAUACCACCAUCAUUUGUGGGAAAGACAUGGGCACAAGUAAGGUAUGAGGAUGACUUAAAGAUAGACUGCAUGGUGAGAGAGUUCCGACAAGGCCGCUUCCAUUGCUAUUUUGACAGUGAGUCAUUGGCUAAUUUUGGGAAGCACCACAGGAAAGAUAAAAAUUUUAAGGAUCAAGGAGAAAAGGUGGCCGAUUUUGAGUGUAAAGAUGUCUUGCCUCUUAUUGAGUAUCAUGAGGAGGACUCCAAACACCAACCUAGGCGUCGAAUAUACCGAAUGGCAUCACGCUGUCAAGUGGUGAAGGUGAGCCAUGGAACACAAACUGCUCCGUUGAACUGCCCUGUAGUGCGGAGAAAUACAUUACCUGUAACUGACAUUUUGUUCAGUACCUGUGAGACUCCGAAGGAUCCGAGUCCUGAGAGGACACCAGACAUGAAAACAAGAAUGUGUGCACUCAAGCUCCCUGCAUCUUACUGUAAGAUUAUGAGUCCUCUGCAGCCUAAAACUGUGGUUUACGUUCUUUCUUCCCCAGACGGUGGACAGGGUUCCUUAAAGCCCGCCCCAAUUAAAAGAGUGGGCAGAAAGCGGAAAUCAAGUGAUGAGGAAUGUACACUUAAAUACAAGUACAAAAAGACCCCUCUGAAAUAUUAUGACCCCCUGACCAACAGAAUACUUAAGACUCCACCAAGAGGGAUGCCCUCAUCUCCUACUACCAAAUCUCUCUCCCAUGUUAGACAGUUAUUCCGUAGCCUCAGUCCAGAUAUCAACAAGGAACUCCAUGGUUCAGCACAGGGACGAUCAUCUCGAGGGUCUAGAAAGUGCCGGGGUGAGGGUAGCAUGGCAGACCUUUGUGCUUCUACCUCUGGCUCUUGGCUGGACAGUGGGGGUCCCUCUGAGCCUGGUUCUUCUGUUUCCAGCAGGAAGGCCCUGUUCAGCCAGUCCUCCAUUUCCAGUGGCAGUCGUUUCCUUCUGGGACAGAUGAGAUCCACUGCGUGCCACACAGACAACUCCUCAAGAGCAAAAUCUCCUUCCCAUACAGACAGUUCUCUUAAGGUUACAGGGACUAAGCCAAAAGUGGACCAUGCACAGGCACACCUGGACCAACCGCCAAGCAGACGUCACAAACAGGGCCAGCGAGUCACAGACAAACCUCUGACUCCUGCAAAGAAACCAUCAUCACCUCCUUACAGGACCAGGCGAAAGUCAGCCAAAGUCAAGGCACAGUCUAGGAAUAGUCUCCAGCGGAAGGUCAACACCCGUGGUGCUUCAGGAUGUAGAACAUCCUCACGGAAUAAAAGUUCCACCAGGGGUUCACCCAGAUCAUAAACAUUAUCUAUACUGGAUGUCUUGGACCCUCACUGUAUCCACUGCACUCACUACUUAGCAGCCUACCCUGUUGGGUUUGGUGUUAUUAAGCCUACUUUACAACAGGCACGACAUUAAUUUAUAAGCCAGCAUUGUGGCUUAACCUCUUUUAUACAUAUAUGUGUGAUAAAGAGACGUGUAGGCAAAGAGCAAAAUCUGAUCUGUCUACCAGUUGCUGUAUAAUUUUGCACAGGUGGAAUUAAUUUUGUCUGUAUUUCUUGUUUCCUAGUCAAAUCACGCCUUUUUAAAAAUGGUUCAAGGGAAUAUUUUUUAAUUUUUUUAACGAAUAUUUUUGUCCGGCGGUUAAAUAUUUAAUAACGAUUGCACAUUAAAGUUUAUUAUAUAAA